Striga hermonthica is the source of this 906-nucleotide messenger RNA. The record is from the annotation of a GenBank genome assembly. Lineage: Eukaryota; Viridiplantae; Streptophyta; Magnoliopsida; Lamiales; Orobanchaceae.
AUGGCCAACCGUUACGACAGAAACCCUUUUGAGGAGGAAGAAGAAGUGAACCCCUUUGCUGAUGGAGGGGGAAGAGGAAAAACAGGCGGGCAGUCGAACUUUAGCGGAGGCUCAUUUUUUAAUACAAAUACUGGGAGUGUUCCUCUUGCUACAAACUCUCGGCUCGCACCCCUUCCACCAGAGCCUGCUGAUUUCUACAAUCCCACUGCUCCAGUUGAUAUCCCACUUGAUAGUACUUCGCAGAAGGAGAGAGAACUGAGGGCUAAGGAAGCUGAAUUGAAUAGGAGGGAACAGGAAGUGAGACGGAAAGAAGAAGCUAUUGCUCGAGCUGGUAUUGUUCUUGAGGAGAAAAAUUGGCCUCCAUUCUUCCCUAUUAUCCAUCAUGAUAUUGCAAAUGAAAUACCAAUUCAUCUUCAGAAGCUGCAAUAUGUUGCAUUUUCAACGUUUUUAGGGCUUACCUUUACACUUCUAUGGAACAUCAUAGCUGUCAGCUCUGCAUGGAUUAGAAGGGGAGAUUCAAGAAGCUGGUUUCUUGCUAUUAUCUACUUCGUAUCUGGGGUUCCUGGAGCCUAUGUGUUAUGGUAUCGACCACUCUACCGAGCUUUCAGGUUCGGAAGUGCUUUGAGCUUUGGGUCGUUCUUCAUAUUUUACCUGCUUCACAUUGGGUUCUGCAUCUUUGCUGCUGUUGCACCUCCUAUCGUUUUCAGAGGAAGAUCUCUGGCAGGUAUCCUGCCAGCUAUUGAUCUCAUAGGCGAUCAUGUUUUGGUCGGGAUAUUUUACUUCAUUGGGUUCGGACUUUUCUGCCUUGAGUCGCUUCUUAGCGUUUAUGUUAUACAGCAAGUCUACAUGUACUUCAGAGGCAGCGGGAGAGCUGCCGAAGCUGCUAGGGGACGAGCUGCAACUUAA